This is a messenger RNA of Ruditapes philippinarum (Manila clam), 2775 nucleotides long. RefSeq names its product cytochrome P450 1A5-like. NCBI's taxonomy places the organism in Eukaryota, Metazoa, Mollusca, Bivalvia, Venerida, Veneridae. Bases 95 to 1615 code for a protein of 506 amino acids. Gene Ontology annotation, molecular function: oxidoreductase activity, acting on paired donors, with incorporation or reduction of molecular oxygen, reduced flavin or flavoprotein as one donor, and incorporation of one atom of oxygen; iron ion binding; heme binding. Gene Ontology annotation, biological process: xenobiotic metabolic process. Gene Ontology annotation, cellular component: intracellular membrane-bounded organelle; cytoplasm. The transcript is spliced from 6 exons. The record is from RefSeq and is a predicted model, not a curated record.
UAAAUGUGUCAAAAGGUUUAAUCUACUGCAGUAACUUAAGCGUUAAAACGUUAUUUUUCACUCGGUAUAUAGAAAGUGUACUGGAUUGCUUAAAAUGAUGGAGUUUGAACUGUUUUGUUUCGCUUUAGGAAUGGUUUUAAUAUAUUUUUUAUUUAGUAAAAGAAAGAAAGGAAACGGAAAAGCGCUCGUCGGUCCAAAAGGUCAGCCUAUACUUGGAAGUAUCAUGGAAAUUGAUGACGAGAAUAUGCAUUUUAAAUUUUCAGAAUACGCAGAACAAUAUGGUGAAAUAUACCAAGUUAAACUACUUUUUGAUAAAUUUAUAGUGUUGAAUAGUGAGCGGGUUAUUAGAAAAUGUUUUGGAGGUGAUAAAUACAAGCACGUUUUUAAUGAUCGAUCUGAGUUAUUUUACGGAAGACACUUUGCUUGCAAUAACAAAGCUUUGAGUUUUGUGGUUGAUGGGACAGGACAGUUUCAUAAAACUGCAAGGAAACAUGUUAUGCAAGCUUUGCAUGCCUACGGAAGUGGCUUGCGGGAUUUAGAGAAUAACGUCAUGACUGAAUUUUCUAAUUUACAUACACGAAUUGAGGAUGAGGAUAUUUUUGAAUGUGUUUCCUUAAUAUUUCAGUCUAUCUCAAAUGUUCUGUCACUGAUGUUGAUUGGUGAACCAGUUUUAGACGAUGAAAAAGAAAAGAACAUGUUCUUGGAUGAAAUACACGUUGAAGAUUUCUUUCUGAAUUCUUAUGUAAACUUCAUAAUGUCAGUGUUACCGUUUGUACGAUAUAUGCCUGGAAGGUACAAAAACGAAUUCCUAAAGGCAAAGGCUGUUAAUGCAAAAAUUGUCAAGAAAUAUUUUCACGAUGUGAAGAGAACGUUUGUUAGAGGAAAAGUUCGUGGUAUCGUAGAUGUUUUUAUCGAGGAACAGAAUCAACAAAAAGAAGCUGGAGGGCAAGUUUUCUUUACGGAUGAUACAAUUAUAGCCCAAGUGAUUGACAUAAUAGAUGGGGGAAUCACAACAACUUGGUCAGUUCUUUCAAAUACAAUAUUGAUAUUACUGAAUCAUCCACAAUAUCAGAAGCUGCUCCAGAAUGAGUUUGACAGGGAAAUUGGAAGACAACGACCUCCGACAUUUAAAGACAGAAGUAAUUGCUCAUUUUUCAAAGCAUUUGAGAUGGAAGUGCAUAGAUACAUUACAGUUGUCCCACUUAUGUUGCCUCAUAAAUGCAAAGAAGACGUAGACUUUGAAGGAUAUGAUAUUGCAAUGAACAGUACGGUCAUUGGGAAUAGUUGGUAUAUCCACCACAACAAGGAGAUUUGGGGAGAUCCAUGGACAUUUCGCCCAGAGAGAUUCUUGGACGAUCAUGGAAAUGUCCUGCCUUCUGAACACAUAUUGCGAAAGAACUUGAUACCUUUUGGGAACGGGUUGCGUCAAUGUCCAGGAGAAUCCUUCGCUAAAACACGUUAUUUUCUUUAUGUCAGUAACCUUUUGCAGCGCUGGUGUUUUGAGUUUCCUGAAGGAAAGCACAUCUCGAGUGAUCCGAGACUUUCCGAGAACUUUGAUAUCAGUGUUGUUAUAAGACCCAAACCAUUUUACUGUAACGCUAAAAAGCGGAUAUAGAUUUAUAUGUUUCAAUAUUAUUCCUGUUGAUAACUUUUUAAACAGAUUCAAAUACCGUAUUAGUUCAAUAAAUGCUGCUUUGGAGACAACUAUUACUAUCAUUUAUUCAGUAGUUACACUAUAGAAACAUUGUCACAUAAGUACAGAAGUUUAACAAUUGUUGAUUUUUGUUAGGAAAAAAAAUGUGUGAAAUAAUUUUUAACAAAUUAACUUUAAAUAAUAGAAAAAGAGAUAAUUUCUAAAGGGCAAGAUUUUUUUUUCCAGUUUACAUGUCGGCUAAAUAAAUAUGCCAUGUUUAUUCUCGAACUCGUGAAAAUUACCUAGUUCGUAUUGGGUUUCAGAAACGAUUUUCUUUCAAAAUUCGCCUAUGGUUGGUUGGUUGUUUGAAAUACCACGAGAAGGUGACUACCUUUGGGUGUAUGUCAGAUCCUAUUGGGUAUCGUUAUUUAAGAGCUGAUUUUAAUCGAAUUGGCUAGAGAAGCAUCCUCUUAUAUCAUUUAAUGUGGUAUUUGGUUCUUUCGAUGUCAAUUAUGGGAUAUACAAUGAUACAGGUAACGAAAAUCUGUCGUGUACAAUUUAUAUAAUUAUUGUCAGAAACCGUUAUAUCUGAAAGGCAUAUUCCUUCACUGUAUGUAAUAAAUUGACAUGUGUAAGAAGUGUCUAAUUUAGGCAAAUGUUAACGGUCAUUAAAAGGAAAAGCUUCAUUUGUAAAGUUUAAUUUGUUUUUAGAUUUUUAUAAGGAAACGUAGUUCAAUAUUGCAAACAUUUUACGACGUGACAUUCUUUUUUACCACCCUGUAGAUAAAACUUUAACCUAAAUAUGAAAUAUACGUCGCACAUAUUUAUUUCAAGAAAUUACUUAGUAAGUCAUGGUCUUUCACUUUAACUUACAAAAAAAGGUUGUUCAUAUGCAUGUAAACUUAUUUAAUCUUUUGUUCGAUUUGAUUUGUAUCUUUUUCAUUUAUGAUAAAUGUGAUUGUCAUUUGCCAAACUUUGGACCAUUGUCGAGUUGUUGCAAUAACUUAAAAAAUGGUUCGAGUUAGAACACACUUACAAUUAGUAAUAUUCUGGUUCGAUAGUCAAUAAUAAAAGUCGUACCAAACAAACUGUAAUCAGUUUAUGUCAUUAUACAUAACCGACAGAAUAAAUUUUAUAAUAUU